GACACGAUGGCAAAUUUCGAUGAAAUUGAAAGAAAACUGAGACAACUGGACCAGAGCCACUUAUUGCAGUUUUUUUACAAGUUUAGUGAUGAGGAAAAAAAGAAUUUCUUGCAACACUUGCAAGGUUUGGAUUUGGACGCCAGUGCCAGGUUGUUUGAACGAGCGAAGAAUUGUCUUGACGUGGCUCCGGACACCGAAGACAUGAAGCCGAUUCCGCAUUCGCAGUUCGAGUCGGAGGAGGGUUGUGACGGUGAAACGCUCGAAAGGUACAGAAUACGGGGGUUGGAGGCGAUCGGCGCCGGUGAAGUGGGUGUCCUGCUUCUGGCAGGGGGGCAAGGCACCCGGCUGGGGGUCACGUACCCCAAGGGCAUGUACUCGGUCGGCUUGCCCUCCGGGAAAACCAUCUUCCAAAUCCAGGCCGAACGCAUCAGACGGGUCCAACACUUGGCUAAGAAACACACAGGGAAGGGUGGCAAAGUCACUUGGUAUAUCAUGACAAGUGGCCCCACUGAUAAAAUGACUGAAACAUUCCUCAAAUCGCACAAUUUCUUCGGCCUUGACCCCCAAAACGUCGUUUUGUUCAAGCAGGGCCUACUGCCCUGUUUCGAUUUCGACGGGAAGAUAAUCCUAGAGGCCCCGAAUCUAGUUGCCUUAGCCCCGGACGGAAACGGCGGGAUAUACCGUGCGUUGCACGUGAACGGUGUUUUAGACGACAUGCGGAGGCGUGGCGUGAAGUACAUUCACGCCCACAGCGUCGAUAACAUCCUCACCAAAGUCGCCGACCCGGUUUUCAUUGGCUACUUUAUUGAAAAGGGUGGGGAUUGCGCGGCCAAAGUGGUCAAAAAGGCGGGACCAACGGAAGCGGUGGGCGUGGUGUGCCAAAUCAAAGGGCGGUUCCAAGUCGUUGAAUACAGCGAAAUUUCGGAAGAAAAGGCGCAUUUGCGUGACGAGGAGGGGAAUCUGGUUUAUAGUGCUGGCAACAUUUGCAACCAUUUAUUCACAACUGUGUUUCUACAAAGGGUCAGCGAUGAAUUCGAACACGAAUUGAAGUUACACGUGGCUAAGAAAAAAAUUCCUUUCGUUGACGAAACCGGACAAACAGUCACACCGGAAAAACCCAACGGAAUUAAAAUAGAAAAAUUCAUUUUCGACGUUUUCCCAUUCAGUGAUCGGUUCGUGACGUGGGAAGUGCCCCGUAAAAGUGAAUUCAGUGCAAUGAAAAAUAUGGAUAGUGUCGGUAAAGACUGCCCUUCCACGGCACGCCAGGAUUUACUAGCCUUGCAUCGGACUUAUAUUGAAAAAGCCGGGGGCGUGGUUUCCGCAGAGGUGGAGAUUUCGCCCCUCCUGUCGUACACAGGGGAGGAGCUUGAAGCCCGCGUCAAAGGAAAAAUGUUUACAGAAACGACCGUUUUAUUGGGAGAGGAAGAGAUUAGUAUUAAUGGUGGGAGGGCUUAA
Messenger RNA from Tribolium castaneum (red flour beetle), 1455 nucleotides. Its product is annotated as UDP-N-acetylglucosamine pyrophosphorylase 2. The record is from RefSeq and is marked provisional. Gene Ontology annotation, biological process: UDP-N-acetylglucosamine biosynthetic process. Lineage: Eukaryota; Metazoa; Arthropoda; Insecta; Coleoptera; Tenebrionidae. Gene Ontology annotation, molecular function: UDP-N-acetylglucosamine diphosphorylase activity.